AUGUUUCGUUACACACUUGGAAAAGUGCAAGUCUUUCUCUGCUAUCUCAUCGAGGCACUGAUACGGCUUUUGGCUGCCAUGAUUGUGGACUGUUUUCUUCCUCAAUUCAAGCACAAACGUCUCAAGCAAGACGACAAGUACUUCAGACUUGUAACCAUUCACCCACCGAAAUGGGACUACUUGAUCCGUUGUUCGGUCAAGGAAGAGGAAUUGGGCAAAGAACCCAGCUACGAGGCUCUGUCGUACACCUGGUACAUCGAUAGGGACACUGGAAGCCCCAUUGAAGGAAGAAUGCGGACAAUGAUAUGUAACGGGAAAAAGCUCAGGGUACACCAGAAUCUGUACAACGCCUUGUUACAGCUACGGAACCAAAACAGACGCUCUCCACUCUGGAUUGACGCCAUCUGCAUUGACCAAGCAAACGACAAGAAGAUGAGCGACAAUGAAAAAAAGAAAAGAAAGGCCGAGAAGAGUGCACAAGUCAGAAUGAUGAAAACGAUCUUUGGCUCUGCCAAAACAGUAGUUGUCUGGUUGGGAAGAUCCAGCAUCAUUACCAGUGUAGCUGCAACGUGGGUACGACAGGCAAUGGCAUUGCCGAAGCCAGAAAAAUACAAGGCCGUGGAGUUAAUCCAGAGUACCGUCGAAAAUCCUCACAACUACAAAGCAAUGCUUGACCUCUUGAGUACCUACGGCUAUAGUCUGGCGUUUUACUGGAUAUUUAGCCGGGGCUUUUUUGAGCGCGUAUGGACGUUGCAAGAGGUGGUUCUGGCAAAAGAAAUGCUAUUUCUCCUGGGCGAUCAAGAACUCCCCGUCCUUGAGCUGGCCAGCCAGCUUGAGACCACGGAACAAAACUACAAAAGGGCCGAAUCGAAUACCAAGGGCCCCGAUCUGCUUGCUGGAUCCUUUAGCCUGGCACUGUGCAGCCUCAAAUUUGCAUACGAUACCCGACGAGAGUUUCUGAACGGAACACCUUGCCCUCUGGAAGACGCCAUCGAGGAAAUAAGAAGACGAAAAACCACAAAGGAGCAUGACAAAUUCUUCUCUGUUGUCUUAAUAUCCCCGCCAACGGGAUACAAAGUAGACUAUGACAGACCAAUUAUUGACGUCUAUUGCGAUUGCGCCGCCCAACUUCUUCAAGGCCCCACCGGCAUUCACUUACUCUCUCUUGUUGGUCAAUUGCGACACGGCUGCACAAGUAAUCCCAGGUUCCCCGCCGCCUCUACCAAGAGGUUGAUGAAGGAUGUCAACUUGAUCCCAGGACUGCCUUCUUGGGUACCAGAUCUCAACACAGAAAUUCGGCCAAUACCCUUCCGUGACAUGCUAUGGCGUACCAACACCGAUCCUUUCAAGUCAGACAGAUCGAUGGAGGCUGAAUUCAGCUUUCACCGUGGCGGUCGGUCCUUGCGAGUCAAGGCGGCAAUCCUUGAUGUCAUCGAACACAUUGGAGAUUGCUUGGAUGUGCCGGAAAUCCAUGUCCCUUGGACCUUCUUAGAGCUCCCCACGCUCAUGGGAAAACAAUAUCAACCCACGGACGAAGACACGGUUUCUGCCUUUUGGAAAACCCUGGUUUCAGGUGAGAGAUCUGCCGUGAGCUGGCGUCGCAAGGACCAGGUGAGGGAACUCACAAACAAGGACUUCACCGAUUGGUUUGGUGUCAUGGCCGACCAGACACCUUACUAUGGUCCGCAUUCUGGAAGACACAUACUGGCAAACAGUGAUAUGCAAUUUAGCGACAGAGAGGCCGCAGAACUCGACAAGAAAUCCGGCUUUACCUAUUACUACAUCGCACUCAGAGCCAAGGCCAAACGGAGAAUCAACACGAUUCGAAAGUUUAUUGAUACUUUCGACUGUGAGGAGUACCCUCUUCGUAAUAAAAUUGAGGAGAGGUACGAGCGAAAACGUCAACAAAAAUUUCACGAAGCCAGGUAUUACGUCGGUUUCGAGCCCCGGUACAGUGAAUCAGCAGAUCCUCCGCCUUACCAGAAUGUAUUCGAAACGCGAUAUCUGCACCGCUGUUUGUUCUUGACCAAAAAGAAAUACCUAGGCACGGGGCCUUGGACGAUUAAGGAGGGAGACGUUGUCAUGCUUGUUGCAGGAGCGGAGCAGCCUUACGUAUUCCGAUCACUUCACAAGAAUCCAGACACCUGGGAGCUCAUCGGGGAGGCUUACUGUCAUGGUUUCAUGUCCGGAGAAGCUCUGCAUCUACCGGAUUUGAAGUUCGAGAUGAGAGAGAUUGUCUAA
Molecule: messenger RNA, 2241 nt
Organism: Diplodia corticola
Lineage: Eukaryota; Fungi; Ascomycota; Dothideomycetes; Botryosphaeriales; Botryosphaeriaceae
Product: heterokaryon incompatibility
Exons: 2
Coding region: 1-2241 (746 amino acids)
Source: RefSeq, a predicted model, not a curated record